GCCAGGGCCCUUAUUUCACCAUCUAAGGGGCACAACAUUUCACCUUUUAGAUUGUUUCGCAGGGCAUUGAGAAAAGUAAAAUGGAAUGGGUUUUUUACCUUACUUUUGGAUACAUUAAGCAAGAUAUCAAAUUUUGUGCCUCCCAAAUCAUUAGAUCCAUCACAUUGGGAUAUUGAGGACUUACCUCUUGAAUUAUUCUAUCCAUAUUUUCGGCUAACCACAAUGGAUGCUUUUUAUAACAAUAAUUCUGCAGAUGAGCAUAUAAAUUUGGCUAAAUAUGGUCGCCCUUUAUAUAUGUCAUACUUGCAAAGUUGUCCAAAUGACCCUCAAGCCAUUAAUAACCUUAUGAAUCUUCUCAAGCGAAAGCUGCUUGGAGGUGUAAAUAAUUUUGAAAAUAGUCAGAAGGACAUUACUAGCUUAGCAAUUUUAUCAUCUUUGGUAGGACUUGAUAUCUCACCACAGUCUCAAUUGGCCUCAGAACUUGUUGCUUCACAUAUGGCUACCUGUCUUGCUGUAUCAGAAGAUAGAGAACGGUUAAUCAUUGUUUAUCCUUCUGAGCCCUUAUUAUCAGAGGCUGCUUUUGAAUUAAUGUCUACUUCAGCAUUACCACAAAUAUUAAAUCAGUUUAACACUUUACUUAAGAAAGGUAUCAUGGAACCUGGUCCCCGAGGAGAGAUUGUUGCACAAAUUAUUCUUGUUCUUGUGAUUAAUAGAUUGAGAUCACAACAUAAUAGAGCAGAAAACAAUGUUAGAGAAUUUCUUCAGAAGCUUUAUGAUGAUGAAUCUUUACCAAAAAAGAAAAAUUUAAAACAGUUUUAUAUGAGAAGAUGUGCUUUUGUUAUGAAACGAAAUCAUCCUGGUGUAGAUAUUUGUAUUCCUAUCAAACUAAUGGCUGAUGAAUAUAGUGUUAUUCUUAUUCAAAUCAAAAAUAUUAAAGGUCGUAGGUUUGAUGAUAAAUAUCCUUACUCAGCUAGAUCUAUGUUUGAUUGUGAUUAUGUAUUUGAAGGUUCUGAUCUAGAACAACAUAAUAAACCAUGUGUUUGUUUAUAUUGGCAACUUGGUUAUCAUGGACAUUAUGCACAAAUUCCUGGACAUGUUUCAGGAACUCGUCAAUCUGAAAGUGAUGAUUACAGAAAACUAACUUUAUAUUGGGCUACUUCUGGGUUUAAUCAUUUUAAAAUAAAUGAUGAUAAUGUAUCCAAGAUUCUUCAAGAUAUUUUAGCUUCUCAUAUUUCACCAUUUAAUGCUGAAUGGAUAGUUAAUAAUGUAGAUGAAGGAGAUAAUUGGAAGGAGGAUGAAAUAAAAAUUAUGCAUCCUCUUGGAUAUAAUUAUGAAGGAUAUAAUUACAAAA
This is a messenger RNA of Entrophospora candida, 1351 nucleotides long. NCBI's taxonomy places the organism in Eukaryota, Fungi, Glomeromycota, Glomeromycetes, Entrophosporales, Entrophosporaceae. The record is from the annotation of a GenBank genome assembly.